Molecule: messenger RNA, 2166 nt
Organism: Hyposmocoma kahamanoa
Lineage: Eukaryota; Metazoa; Arthropoda; Insecta; Lepidoptera; Cosmopterigidae
Gene: Traf-like
Product: TNF receptor-associated factor 3
Exons: 10
Coding region: 21-1595 (524 amino acids)
Molecular function (GO): protein binding
Source: RefSeq, a predicted model, not a curated record
ACGGAAUCAGCAUUGUUAAAAUGAGUCUCACGAAAAAAGGACUUGAUGAGGGCAGUCCGAGUGUCACGCAGAGUGCAUGUUACUUUUGCAAUGACUCAUUUGAAAAGGGAUGCUUGCAGAACCACCUGAAGAAAUGCGGCAGUAUUUUGGAGCAAUGCCCACUGCGCUGCGGUGCCUGGAUUCAGCGAAAACACAGGGAGACACACGUCAAGGAUUGCCCCCAGAUGCAGAAGCGCACAUCAAAAUCAUCGACCUAUGCGAGGCUGUCAGACCCUGCUCCAGCAGAUAUCAUUACCGUCAAGAAGCACACCUGGAAGCCUGAACCUCCGCCCCUCGACGACUGCGUCAAAUAUCUGGAGAAAGAGGUCGCUUCCAUGAAUUCAGUCCUAACAGAAGGAUUCCGCCACCGGGACGUCCAAGACACAGAGCUGGAAACCCUCCGCUCCAAGCUGGUUCUCGUAGAAGAACAGUGCCAGCACUUCCUCUCGACCCUCAUGUCUUUAAGGGCUUCUGUGGAUGACGAGGCAGAGAGAUCUGCCAACUGGGCAGCGCAGUUCAAACAUGACUUGGCUAACGUGCAGUUAGCAUUACAGGAGCUCCAAAGUCAGCAGCUGACAACAGCGAUGCGACUAGAAAGCACAGUAAGCAGCCUGGUGCACGAACAACACGAGAGGGAAUUGUUGGAACAGGCGCUCACGCAGCACGACGCGAGGAUCCGGACUGUUCACAAACUGGAGGAAGUUAUAUCGUACAUAAAGGAGUCAGUGGAGGAGGAGCGCCUUGUCAACGCGGAGAGCCGAGCCGCGCUGGAGCAGGAGCUGUUUGAAGCCAAGAGGUCGUCUGAACAGCUGUCGCAGUUAGCCUCUUUAAGGGUGCAGCUGCAGAACGCUACGCCGGAAAGACCAACAAUAGACCGUUUAGCAGUUUUAGAAGUAGCAACAGCAGACGCUCGAGCAGAGUCCGAAGAGCAAAAGGCGAGAGUGGAAAACAUUUCAAGAGACCUUAGAGCUUUGACAAAGAGCUACUUGAAGAUGAGGACUGAGUUGAUAGACUUCCAAUCCAGGGUCAACUUUGAAAAUCAUGAAACCGGGAGUGACACUGGUCAUUUCAUAUGGAGAAUAGAGAACUUCACGGCUCGCAUGAAAGAAUCUAAAGAAAAUGACACUGUGCUGAGCAGUCCACUGUUCAGGACCAGCAAAUAUGGAUACACUUUAAAGGCUGAAGUCCAGCUGAACGGCAUCGGCAAAUGGAAGGGACGACACAUAACCUGCACGGUACGGCUGGUGAACAGCAUGUACGACGCGUUGCUUGAGUGGCCCUGCGAUUUGGGUAUCAAUAUUGUGCUCAAGGACCAGCCGAAUAACAGGAGUCAGGCAAUGGAUAUAGUAAAGUCACUGCAAAUUCGACGCAAAUCUUCAUCGAAGCGUCACGAUUACGACGAAGUGGGCGACAACAAGACGCGGUCCAAUGAACAGCUGGACAAGUCACUUCUGCAACUUAAGCGACAGUACAUCUUCAUCCCGCACACGAGCUUGGAUAAGUUCGAGUACAUAAAGAACGAUGUUAUGUUUCUGGAGUUUAUUGUCAACAAAUGAGGCAUAGGUUGGUUUAUUUUUUAAAUCGUAUAUGUUUAUCUCUGUGUAGAACCCUAUAAUCUGUCUUUUUUCUUAUACUGAAUUUUGGUAUGAUUAUGCAACAAAUAACCGACCGUGCUUCAUUUGAAUCAUCAUUGGCCCAUUAUUCGUCCCACUGUUGGGCACAGGUUCAUUUGAAUUGAUUUCAAUCGUCAAUUUUUGUAAAUACUUACAUAGAUACAUACACUGCCUUUAUAACUACAUAAGAAUUGUGUCUAUUAAAAAUACAAAGAGAUGUAUUUUACAGUUUUUCAUUUUCAUAUAAUAUAGAAUCCACCUGUACUUUUUAAAAUGUGUACUUAUGAAUGAAAAUUGAUUUCUAUACUAAUAGGCCAACUGUGAAAAUAAAACUAAAUAAGGCAAUAACACAAUUAGUAAUAACAUAAUAGAACAUCUUAAUAUACACAAUUUAGACAUUAUUGGAAAAAUUUGCCAUUCUUUCACAACUUAUCGAUAAAACUGUCGACAACAACUACGCGACUAUUUAAAAUUUUAUGAUAACUGGCAACCCUGCAAACGUCAUUUUACUCAA